AUGAAGAAGUAUGAAAGCUCUGGAGUCGAGCACACAGACAACAUGAAGAUAGCUAUAAUCCCAUUGGUAUUAUCUCUUUUGCUGAUAAAUGUAGACGCCCAAUACAGACGGUCCUUAAUACGACAUCUAACACCAAAUAUACACCCACUAUUAGCACAAAUGGUCAAUCCGGGUGUUAGGCCCAGAAUUUGUUACAUUCAGCGAGUUCCUGUUUAUAUUCCGGUUCCAGUACCCGUAAGGUCGAUGGCCCCAGUUCGACGAACAUCACAGACAAUAGUAUCAAGGGGUCGCUUUAUGGACCGAUUACCAAAAUUGGCUGCUCGGAAGAAUAGCCAACCUAAAGUUGAACAAAAAAACCCUGUACAACCAAAUAUAUACACGAUGACAACACCACCCACUUAUAUAAAAAGAAUAGAACAGAAAAAGGUUGAAGACAAUGACGAAGACGUCGAAGCUGCGAAAGAAUCAAAGCUUACGGAUAAAAUAACAGAAAAGAUGGUAGUGUAUGGUGGUAUUUUUGAUGAUGAUGAUGAUGACCCGAGUAACUCUAAUUAUAAACAAGAAAUGAAAAAAUAUGUCAAGAAUUUAAAUUACAUCAAUGAUAAUGCUAAGGAAUUUGGUGGUUAUGAGAUGGUACCUGUUGGUAAAAACAUCAAUUAUGAUAUUGGAAAGGAUAAAAGCAGGGGUGAUAGUGCUGGCUAUAACCCAGUUCCACAAAAAUCUUAUCGAAUAAUAAAUGUAUUGCCUAAUGCUAACACUCAAAGGGUUCUUUCAAGUAUUAUAUCCGUGAAUGACAAUGAUUUCAAUGAACAAUCUCUAAAUGAUGAUGAAAAUAGCGAUGAUGAUAGUAAUGCAGGUGUUAUUAUAAACAGGUCUCAAAAUGAUUUGAUUGGUAAGGUCACUGUUGAUAAUAGUAAUACCAGUGCUUCUUAUGAUAGUAUAGAUGAACAUAGUAAUGCUGGUGAUAAAUCUGAUGGUGAUAGUGCUGAUGGUGAUAGUUCUAAUAAAGACAGCGGUUCAGAUGAAAGCGAUGACGAUGAUAGUGCUGAUGAAGAUAGCGGUGAUCUGGAAAAUGCACCUAUCGAUAUAGACAGUGGUGUUGAUGAUAGCAUUGAUGAAGAUAGUGGUACUGAUAAUAGUGCUGAUGAUGAGAAUACUGAUGUAGACAGCGGUACUGAUUUCGAUAGUGAUAGUGCUGAUGAAGACAGUGGUUCAAAUGAAAGUGCUGAAGAGGAUAGGUUUAAUGAUGAACACCGUGCUGCUAAUGAUAGUGCUGCUAAUGAGAGUACUGAUAUAGACAGAGAUACUGGUGAUAGUGCGGAGGAUACUACUUCUGAUGACAAUACACAAGAUUUUGACGAUGAACCAAAUCAAAUGGAUGAUACAGCUACAUUCAAUAGAAUGAUGUCUACGUGGGUAAAUAGCAAUUAUGAUAGUAAAUUUGGCAAUAGAGAAAGUAAUGAAUUAUCAGAUUCAAUAGAGGCAUAUGAAGGUGAUUCUAAUCCUUCAAAUUUGGUGUCAAAAACAAAUUAUAUAGAUGAUGACAAAAUAAAUAGACUAUAUACAGCCUACCCACCAGUAUAUACUAAACUAGAAAAUAUUCCAGACAGUCUAUCAAGAGUAGGCAUCAGUAUGUUAGGGGGAAAUCCUGAUAUAGAUAAAUCAGAAAUAAUUCUCAUUCCGAGAAAUAGUGGGCCUGUUUUUACAACUAAAAACAAGAACAUUAAUCUCAUGCAAACUUUUGAUCAGGAAAGUGUUAAUAAUGAUAUUGGAAAUGAUAAAAAAGUUAAAGCAGUAAAUUCUGCGAAUGAAAAUGAUGAUGAUAAUGUAGAAAACGGGGUUGAUAAAAGUAAUAGCGUGGAAAACAGGGGUGAUAAAAGUAAAAGCCUAGAAAACGGGGCUGUUAGAAGUGAUAGCGCAGAGGAAGGUGAUGAUAAAAGUUACAGUAUAGAAAGAGGUGGGUAUAAAAGUGAUGUUGUAGAAAAAGGUGAUUACAAAAGUGAUAGUGAAGAAAAUGAAGAUAGAAUUGGUAGAGUAGAAGAGGAUGUUGGUAAAAGUGAUAGCGUAGAGAAAGAUGAUGAUAAGAAUUAUAGUGUAGAGGAAGAUGGCGAUAAAAGUGAUAGCGGAGAGGAAGAUGAUGAUAAAAAUGAUAGAGUGGAGGAAGAUGAUUUUAAAAGUGAUAGGGUAGGGAAAGGUAAUGAUAAAAAUGGAAGUUUAGAGGAGGAGGAUGAUAAAAGUAAUAGCAUAGAGAAAGAUGGUGAUAAAAGUGUACAGAAAGAUGAAUAUAACAGUGAUAGCUUAAAGGAAGGUGAUAAUAAAAGUGAUAAUGAAGAAAAUGAAGAUAGAAUUGAUAGCGCAGGGCAAGGUGGUGAUAAAAGUGAUAGCUUAGACGAAGAUGAUUAUAAAAGUGAUAGCGGAGAGUCUGGUGAUGAUAAGAGUGAUAGCGUAGAGUCGGGGGAUGAUAAAAAAAGUGGCAGUGUAGAGGAAGAUGGUGAUAAAAGUGAUAGCGUAGCGGAAGGUGAUAAUAAAAGUGAUAGCACAGAAAAGGGUAAUUAUGAAAAUGAUAGCGUAAAGGAAGGUGUUGAUAUCAAUAAUAGCGUAGAGGAAGGGGAAAAUGAGAAAAACAGGACUUUGCAUGGAAGAGAAUAUAACCGAAUAGUACCUACGUAUAUAUCUAAGACUGAUUCGGACAAUGGACCCGGUGUUGAUAUUGACAAUGAAAUGAUCUCUAACUGGCUUUUGGAACAUUUACAACCUAAGGACAACUAUCCUGGAGAUGCUGGUGUACAUAACAGACUAAUUAAUAUAUUAAAACCAAUCAGUGUAAAUAACAACAUUAAUUCAAACCAGUAUAAUAUUGACAAUGAUGAUAUUGACACUGAUGAUGUAGAAAUCAGGACAUUUAAGCGACCACUCAUAAAUAUACUAGGUUUACAGCGUUAUCGUGGUAUUGUGCUUGGUAAUAAUCAGAACAAUCAAAUUGCUGGAGAACGUGAAAAUGGUAAAUCUUUCGAAAAUAAUGGCACUUUUGGUGACAGUGAGAAGGGAAACACCAGAAGAGAUAAUGAACAAGGUGACGAUUCAAGAGAUAAUGUGACUGGAAAAAGAGAUAAUGCGGUAUUAGGUGAUACAUCAGAAAGUAUACGAUCAAAAGGUAAGGACAAUUCAAGAGAUAAUGUGUCUUCUGAGAAGUUAAAGGUUAAAUACUACCAAAGAAAUACUUCAAAAGGAAACGAUGAAAGAGAUGAUUUUACAAAUGACGAUUCGAAAGUGGAAACUGAUGCUCAGGAUACAGGAAAUAAACAGGUAGAGGAUAAUGGAUACACUGCCAAUUCAAAAGAUAAUGUGAAAAUUGAUAAUUCAAUGGAUGAUAUGAAUGAUAAUGUAAAGAGUAAUGCUAGGUCCUACAGUUCUAAUGACACCGUAAAAUCCAACAGGACUCUUAACUCAAAAGAAAAUAAGGUGACAGGAGGUAACAGGUUACCAAAGCAAUACGUCGAUUCAAAGGAUUUACCUAUUCAAUUGACCCGCUCCCAGUUUGAAGAACUAAUGAAAAAAUUCAAUGCAAUGAACACAAAGAGGAAUACUAUCCCAAGACGGAAACAGGUCGACAUGGAGGAAAAUGAACGAGUCGAUGAAAUGAAUUAUUCAGAAAAUAAUUAUUUGGGUAAUAAUUUCCAUAGGUAUUCAAAUUUGUUUAAUGAAGAAGGCUUCGAAUUUGACCUCUCGUAUGACCAAAGAAAACCAGAUAAAAAGGUAAAUAAUACUGGACCUUCCAGAGGACUGAAAUCUUCCCCAACUGCGUUUAUGGAUAUCAAGAAUAAAAAUAUGAAAACUAUUGGAAUUUCAUACAUUUUGCCACAUGAUCAUUCCACAAACAGUAAUACAAAUGAACUUUAUGACAUGACGGUAAAAUCAAGAGCAAAAGAUAUGAAUGUCACGAAAAAGAAAAAGAACUUCCUAAAUGUGGCAAAGUUAAGAAGCAAAUUAUAUACUUCUACAGCUCCAACUGUAGUAGAAAUUCCAGAAGUAAAACCAACACAACUCAUCUAUAGAACGACAUCCGCUAUUAAUGUACUACCCAGUGUUCCAACAACCAGGAUGGUGCGGUAUAGUACAGAUCACAAUACACAUCUUGGUGUGAGGUCGAAAAUAGAUGGUAGGUAUCUUCAAUACUCUGGAUGA
Lottia gigantea (owl limpet) is the source of this 4185-nucleotide messenger RNA. RefSeq lists its product as hypothetical. The transcript has 2 exons. The coding region runs from base 1 to 4185 and encodes 1394 amino acids. NCBI's taxonomy places the organism in Eukaryota, Metazoa, Mollusca, Gastropoda, Lottiidae. The record is from RefSeq and is a predicted model, not a curated record.